UGGCUGCUGCUGUUGUCCGGGAUGUAGAGUGAUCAUCCAGAACACAGGCCGAGGAAACGUUGACAAACCGCCCGAAAACUGGCACCGAAACCCGGCUUCACACCAACCGGGACCACCCUGAACCGGGUCUGAUUCUCCACUGAAGACUGAGGCCGCAGACAUGGACACCACCACCUCCAUCAAGAUGACCACGCUGGCCAUCCAGAACCUGUUCAGCUACGUGGAGGAGGAGAACCUCUCCGCCCUCAAGUCCCACCUGGACCGCUUCAAGGAGGUGGACGGCCGCAGCGACAACGGGCAGACUCCUCUGAUGCUGGCGGCGGAGCAGGGCAGUCUGGAGAUCGUGCAGGAGCUCGUCAGGAGAGGAGCCAAUGUCAACCUGGACGACGUGGACUGCUGGUCAGCUCUGAUCUCGGCAGCUAAGGAGGGGCACCUGGAGGUGGUGAAGGAGCUGCUGGAAAACAGCGCCUACAUCGAGCACAGAGACAUGGGAGGAUGGACUGCUCUGAUGUGGGCGGCUUACAAAGGACAAGUGAACGUCACCGAGCUGCUUCUGGAGAAUGGAGCCAACCCCAACACAACAGGACAGCAGUACAGUGUGUAUCCGAUCAUCUGGGCCGCGGGCAGAGGACACGCCGACAUUGUCAAAGUCCUGUUGGAGGCCGGAGCUAAAGUCAACUGUUCAGACAAGUACGGCACCACCCCUCUGAUCUGGGCCUCCAGGAAGGGGCACUUUGACUGCGUGAUGCACCUGCUGGAGAAUGGAGCCGACGUGGACCAGGAGGGGGCGAACUCAAUGACGGCCCUGAUCGUGGCGGUGAGGGGGGGGUACACAGAGGUGGUGAAGGAGCUCCUGAAGAGGAACCCAAACGUCAACAUGACGGACAAAGACGGGAACACGGCGCUGAUGAUCGCCGCCAAGGAGGGCUUCACCGAGAUCGUGCAGGACCUGCUGGACGCCGGGACGUACGUCAACAUCCCCGACCGGAGUGGGGACACGGUGCUGAUUGGAGCAGUGCGGGGGGGCCAUGUGGAGAUCGUCAGAGCUCUGCUACAUAAAUACGCCGACAUCGACAUCAGAGGACAGGAGAAUAAGACGGCUCUGUACUGGGCUGUGGAGAAAGGAAACUCCACCAUGGUGAGAGACAUCCUGCAGUGUAACCCCGAUACAGAGACCUGCACCAAGGACGGGGAGACCCCUCUGAUUAAAGCCACUAAGAUGAGGAACAUCGACAUCGUGGAGCUGCUGCUCGAUAAAGGAGCCAAAGUGUCAGCUGUGGACAAGCGAGGAGACACGCCCCUCCACAUCGCCAUCAGAGGGCGGAGCCGCCGCCUGGCCGAGCUCCUCCUCAGGAACCCAAAAGAUGGUCGCCUGCUGUACCGGCCCAACAAGGGCGGGGAGACGCCGUACAACAUCGACUGCAGCCACCAGAAGAGCAUCCUCACGCAGAUCUUCGGAGCGCGUCACCUCUCCCCAACAGAGACGGACGGAGACAUGCUGGGAUACGACCUGUACAGCUCGGCUCUGGCAGACAUCCUCAGUGAGCCCACUAUGCAGCCCCCCAUCUGUGUGGGGCUCUACGCUCAGUGGGGCAGCGGCAAGUCCUUCCUGCUCAAGAAGCUGGAGGAUGAGAUGAAGACGUUUGCCGGGCAGCAGAUCGAGCCCCUCUUCUCGUUCUCCUGGCUCGUGGUCUUUCUGUCUCUGAUGCUCUGCACCUCUGUGGCCCUCGUGCUCGGCUUCACCGUCGACCCCAAGCUGGCCCUCGCCGUGUCGCUCAGCCUGCUCGCCCUGCUCUACCUCUUCUUCGUGGUGGUGUACUUCGGGGGCCGCAGGGAGGGGGACAGCUGGACCUGGGUUUGGCUGCUCAGCACACGACUGGCCCGGCAGCUCGGAUACCUGCAGCUGCUGCUCAGACUCAUGUUCAGGAACCCCCCCACACUGCCAGAGCAGAGCACCAGAGCCCUGCCCGUCAGGUUCCUGUUCACAGACUAUAACCGGCUGUCGAGCGUCGGCGGGGAAACAUCGAUGGCCGAGAUGAUCGCUACGCUGUCCGACGCCUGUGAGAGAGAAUUCGGGUUCCUCGCCACGCGCCUUUUCAGAGUGUUCAAGACCGAAGAGUCGCAAGGGAACAGGAAGUGGAAGCGGACCUGCUGCGUGCCCUCCUUCCUGCUGGUGCUGCUGGUGCUGCUGUGCCUGCUGGCGGCGCUGGCGGUGCUGGCUGUGCUGCGGGUGGAGGGGGGGGGCCCGCUGCAGGCCGUGCUGGUGUCUCUGGGCAGCCUGGUGGGCGUAGCUCUGCUGCUGAACUGCAGGACCUGGUGGCAGCUGCUGGACUCGCUGCUGCACUCACAGAGGAAGAGGCUGCACGGGGCCGCCAGCAGGAUGGGCCGGCUGAAGAGCGAGGGCUUCAUGAAGGUGCUGAAGACGGAGGUGGAGCUGAUGGCGCGGAUGGCGAAGACAAUGGACAGCUUCACACAGCACCAGACCCGACUCGCAGUGGUCAUUGACGGACUGGACUCCUGCGAACAGGACCGGGUUCUGCAGAUGCUUGACACCGUCCGGGUGCUGUUCUCCAAAGGGCCCUUCAUCUCGAUCUUUGCCAGCGACCCUCACAUCAUCAUCAAGGCCAUCAACCAGAACCUGAGCAGCGUCCUGCGGGACUCCAACAUCAAUGGCCACGACUACAUGAGGAACAUCGUGCACCUGCCUGUCUUCCUCAACAGCCGGGGCCUGUCCAGCGCCCGCAGGAUGUGCAGCGCCCCACCCGCCGCCUCCAACGGGGACGCCAACACCUCCGACGGUUGGCAUGAGGAGUUGGACAGGAAGCUGUCUCAGCACAGUUUGGGAGAAUUAACCAAGUUUGGCAGCAAGACGACGCUCAACCGCAGGGACACGUACCGGCGGCGACAGGUCCAGCGCUCGGUGACGCGGCAGAUGUCCUUCGACCUGACAAAGCUCAUGGUGACGGAGGACUGGUUCAACGACAUCAGUCCUCAGACCAUGAGGAGGCUGUUGAACAUCGUGUCUGUCACAGGCCGUCUGCUGAGGGCCAAUCAGAUCAGCUUUAACUGGGACAGGCUGGCGUCCUGGAUCAACCUGACGGAGCAGUGGCCCUACAGGACGUCCUGGAUCAUCCUGUACCUGGAGGAGAGCGACACCGUGCCCGAGCAGGCGGCGCUCAAGACCAUCUACGAGAGAGUGUCGAAGAACAUCCCGACCACCAAAGAUGUGGAGCCUCUGCUGGAGAUCGAUGGAGACGUGCGCAGCUUCGAAGUUUUCCUGUCGUCACGAACGCCCGUCCUCACGGCCCGGGACAUCAGAACCUUCCUGCCAUGCACCGUCAACCUGGACCCCAAGCUGCGAGAGAUUAUCGCCGAUGUCCGUGCAGCCCGUGAGCAGGUGAAUAUAGUGGGGGUCCCGUACCCCGCCCCCCCGCUGCAGGAGGUUCCCCCCCCGUCCCACCUCCAUGUACAGCCAGGUGUCGUCAGCCUGCUCCCCCUCCUUCAGCGUGCCUGGGGGGGGCGGGCCCCCGCAGCCCCACAGCAGCUACUACAGUGGCAUGGGGGGGCCACAGCACCCCUUCUACAACAGGCCAUAUUUCCCCCACCACCUUUACCAGCAGCAGCGCCCCUUCAUGCUGCCCCCCCCACACCUGCACCCACGCCCUCCACCAAACCAGGCCGGGACGCCUGCGCCGCACCUGGCUCGACCCCCCCCGUGUUCCUCAGCUCCAUGACGACGGAGGCCGUCUGCGAGAGGGUGCAUCUGAUCGAAGGCAUCGACCAGAGCAUGAUGGGAAACUACAGCGCCACCAUCAGGAAGGCGAACGUGAACGGCCGUGUGCUGACGCAGUGUAACAUCGACGAGCUGAAGAAGGAGAUGAGUAUGAACUUCGGAGACUGGCAGCUGUUCCGAGCUACGGUGCUAGAGAUGCGUGCGAUGGAGAGCCAGCUGCUGCAGGAGGAAGCUACCAGUGAGCAAGGCAGCGUUCGUGCGGCGGCCCCCCCAGAUGCCUCCCCCAUGUUCAGCUUCAACCUGAGCUUCGAGGAUCUGAGCACCGACGAGCCCCCGAGGGCCGGGAACACACAGUGGACGGGCGCGCACCGCACAGCCAGCCUGAACAGUCUGAACUCUCAGGAGUCGUCAAUGGACAUCUCUCGGCUAACGGACCGCCAGCAAGACGAGUACCGCACUGCAUACCAGGAGUACAUCGCUCAGAUGACGCAGGUGGAGCUGGGCGGCGUGGGGGGGGAGCGGCCCGUGCAGCCGCAGCCGGGGCACUUCCUGUCCGAGAGCAAAGACGAGCAGGACGGACGAAAAGCCUUCAGCAAGAGGAGCGGGGUGGGCAAACCGGCGGCCGACAACGCCGACCUGGACCCCAUCAGGGAGGAAGACGAGAAGGGCGAAAAUGCCGGGGCGGGGCUGAAGGCCGGGGGGGCGCGGCGCUACCAGAAGCUGACCAGUGACGAAGACGAGUCCGAGGAAUCCGACAACGCCCCCCUGCUGAAGGGCGGGAAGCCGGCCGACGGGGCUGGCGGUGGCGUGCCGGCGCUGAAGGGGAAGGACUUCCUGUCCGACGCCAUGCUGGACAAGAAGGAUUCGUCGGACUCGGGCGUGCGCUCCAACGAGAGCUCGCCCAACCACUCGCUGCAGGACGAGGAGGCGGAGCUGGAGGAGGACAGGAAGCGCGGCGGUGACGGCAGCGUUCCCAGCAGCCUCAGCGGCUUGCAUGACGUCCGCAUGUCCAUCUGCUCCGAGGACUGCAGCCUGCUGGCCUCCAGCCCCGAGGAGAGCUGGUCCUUCAACCUUAACCGGACCCCCAGCUCCGUCACACUCAACAACAACACCAACAGGCCCCGCCCCCCCGCCGCUGACCCCACCUCCUCCACUGAUGUCAUCCUCUCCCCUAGCUCCGCCCCCCGGCCCGGCCCCAACAACGAAAACGUCCGGGUGGUGCACCUUAGGCGGGGGCUGAAGCCCGGCGACCCUCCGGAGGUCUGCGCCGUGUCGUCCGACACCGUCACCUUCGGAGACGAGCGCGAGAGCAUCCUGUGAUCUCACCGCCUCUCAGCCAAUCGGGAGCCUGCGGGGGCCAAACGUCAGCCAAUGAGGGCCAUUAGAAAUGAAAUAUCCUCAGAGAUUAAAGACAAACGUUCAUGAGGAAAUAAAAUGACUGAAAUAUUAGGACCGUUUAGUUUCUAUAAAGUCAAACUAAGAUUUAAGAGUCUGAGGUUAAAGUCCUGAGCGCAGAUCUGACAAACAUCCAAGGUAAAUAUUUAAGAGACAGAAAUCUCAAAUAUUCUGAAAAUGAAGUUGAGAAUAUUCCAGAUAAAAAUUUCAGAUACAAAAACAAUGUGCAUUAUUAAAAUCAAGAAGAGAAGAGAAGAAGAAACUACUGAUUAAAAAAGAGGAGAAAUAUUCUGAGAUCAAAGAAACACCUGAAUAAAAUGCUGACAUUAAAAGCUGCGUAAAACUGAGGAAAUUUGGAUUAAAAAAAUGAAACUUUGUGAUGUUCAAAGAUUUUCAGAAUAAGAGCGUAGUGUGUAGUUGUCGUGGUUACGUGUUACUUCUGCAUGUUGAUGUUUAACGUCUUAAAAACUAAACGACAGAAAAUCGAAAUACCUUUCUGUCUUUUUCAAAUCUGUGAAAAAACUCAUUCUUGACCGGAGUGAGACUAAAAUGUGUGUAGACACAUCAGAGCGCCUUCAUGUGGAACAACACAUCCCACUCCUCAGGUAUUUCCAAAUAUUUCAAACUGAAAAUAUUAUUGAUUGAACAUUUGAAAGAGUUUAAAAUAUUCUCUGAGCUUAAAGUAAUCUGAGUGUAAAAUAUUAUAAAGACGAGUAGAAAUGAGAGUUUUGAUCGGUGGGAAAUAAAGAAGAAGAGACUAAAAACUAAAUCAGUAAAAACACAUCCGUUUUUGCUCAGAUUUGAUCUGAACUUUCAGGACGUUUUCUCACAGAUUUAAAAAUGUCUACGUCCCUCUUUCACGUUUAAUAAAUGAAGAGAAAUACUCUACAGACGCAUGCUCUACCUUUCAUUUUCUUAUUGGCCCUUAGGCAUGUUGUUUUACUUUGAAAAGCACUGAAAUAUUAAAGAGGAUAUUAAUAUUCAUCACGAAUUGAAAACGUCUUUUACUUUGGAAAGGGAAACUAAUAUAUUAUUAACUGUGCUGUGAGUCGUAACCAGUGUUUCGUGAAAAUGUGUUUUAAUCAGGACGCUUUUAUUCUGAAAUUUGAUUCGAAAGGAAAAAUGUUUUUGGGGCAAAAAUAUAAAACAAUAAUCUCAGAUUAAAACAAAAUUGAGAUUGAAAUCCUCGUUAAAUGUUUCGGUAAUUAAUCAAAUAAAAGGUCCCCUGAAAAACACAGCUUUAGAUGAUUAUGCCCUAUCAUUCAUUUAAAGUCAGCUCAGGCUGCAAGGAACACACAUUUACAAGAGACAGACAGCCCCCCCCCCCCCCUGCUUAAACCUCAGACCACAAGGAGACCUCCGGACCGGGAGGAUGUCAGGUUGAGGAAACUGACUUUCAGAAUAAAAGCGUCUGAUAAAUGUGAAUUAAACAACAUGAAGAAAAUAGAGAUUAAGAAGAAUUUAUGGAUCAGAUUGAAAUGAAUCUGCAUGUCGAUGUUUAAUCUGCUGUGAAAUAAAAUAAUUCCAUCUGGAA
Eleginops maclovinus (Patagonian blennie) is the source of this 6662-nucleotide messenger RNA. RefSeq names its product kinase D-interacting substrate 220b (gene kidins220b). The record is from RefSeq and is a predicted model, not a curated record. Lineage: Eukaryota; Metazoa; Chordata; Actinopteri; Perciformes; Eleginopidae. Gene Ontology annotation, molecular function: protein kinase regulator activity; PDZ domain binding.